Molecule: messenger RNA, 859 nt
Organism: Sinocyclocheilus grahami
Lineage: Eukaryota; Metazoa; Chordata; Actinopteri; Cypriniformes; Cyprinidae
Gene: tmed3
Product: transmembrane p24 trafficking protein 3
Exons: 3
Coding region: 135-758 (207 amino acids)
Source: RefSeq, a predicted model, not a curated record
UGCCACGUCAGUGGUGUGUUUAGCUUUCAAGCUGUCAAGUGCCUGAGAAAGUUCAGCUGUUCAGCUAUAACUCAAUGGAGGAGGCUUUCUAUGCAUUUUAAAGAAUAAAUUAAGUUUUCUUCCACGUAAACACUAUGAGAUACCCUUUUCUUUUAAUUCUGGCUGUGUACACAGCCUCUGCAAAUGCCACCGAAUUAACUUUUGAAUUGCCCGAUAACGAGAAACAAUGCUUUUACGAGGACCUAGAGCAAGGAGCAAAGUUUGAUAUAGACUUUCAGGUUAUUGCUGGAGGAAACUAUGAUGUUGACUGUUUUGUGACAGAUCCACUGAAUAAUAUGCUGUAUCAGGAACGAAAAAAGCAGUAUGACAGCUUUUCCCAUACAACAACCAUGAAGGGAGUGUACAAGGUCUGCUUUAGCAACGAGUUUUCAACCUUCUCUCACAAAACUGUUUACCUGGACUUCAGAACUGGAGAGGAUGACAGAUUAAUGCCUGACAUGAAUGGAGUGACAGCUCUCACACAGAUGGAGUCAGCCUGCCUGUCUAUCCAUGAGAUCCUGAAAGUGGUUUCAGAUUCUCAGACUUGGUAUCGUCUUCGGGAGGCUCAGGACAGAAUCAGGGCUGAAGACCUGAGUGAACGUGUGCAUUUUUGGUCCAUUGGGGAGACCAUCAUCCUGUUUGUGGUCUGUAUUGGCCAGGUGCUUAUGCUUAAGAGCUUCUUCAGUGAGAAGAAAGCCAAUGUUGCCACCAGCACAUAGACCUAGUUUUCUAGUCUGCCGCAUUUUCUCCGUUAAUCAGUCUGAUCCCCUUAAAACAACCUUGACUGAUGCCUACAACCAACCAAAAAUUACAUCUGUGU